Molecule: messenger RNA, 1080 nt
Organism: Guyanagaster necrorhizus
Lineage: Eukaryota; Fungi; Basidiomycota; Agaricomycetes; Agaricales; Physalacriaceae
Exons: 5
Coding region: 376-969 (197 amino acids)
Source: RefSeq, a predicted model, not a curated record
GUUUUCAGCAUUUGAUUAACCGCAACAAGUAAGCUAACUACUAAGACGCAGUGGAGGUACAGGUCCUCAAGAUCCUCUUUCCCUCUUGUUCCGGUCCCUCCGCCCUUCCUUCCGAGUUCCCCUGGUGUUUUGGCGUGUAAUGUGGAGUAGAGUAAUGGACAUGUACGGUACUUUGCGCCCCUGUGGUGGGCUGCGGUUGGCCGAAGUCGUGAGGUGCUUUGCGAGCAUGUCUUGGGUGCCGGCUGGGUUGGUCGUGUUCCAUGGUGUGGUGGGUGCGUGGCGGCUGUGUUCUUCCCACCACGUGUAUGGGAGUUUGUCAGACCAUGGUAAAGAUUCGCCAGCAGCCUUGACUUGCUACCGUUUUUAUUUCGCUCCAUGGCUGAUCCCGUCGCUGAGAAAUCUGGAUUCCUGCGUAUGUACAUGUCCUCUCACCCGGACACGCUGGUCGCGUAUGCCAAGUUCUAUGGCCAGGUCAAGGAGAAUAUCAAGAGCGCCGAGAUGAGCGCCAUUGACACCAAGAGCAUGACUCUGAUGUGCACACUCGCCAACGGGUCAAAGAAGGAGGUCGUCGUCGUACUGGAUCCACCACUGAAAGGGUACGAAGACGUUAAGCCACGUCUGCUAGAAAUGAAAGCUUUGACGCAGGAAGGGCUGGGAAUGAUCAAAGCACCCCACAUAACCUCCUUCCGCUUUCCGUUAACUGUGAACACCUGGUUCACGCUUUUCAUACUAGGAUGUCUCCUUUACAUUGGCACCUCACCCAGUCAUCCUAAGAGUCCUCUCUACCUCCCCGGUAUUCAUGCCCUCGAAAGUCUUUAUACACUACACCUGUGUAGGAAGCAUCACACCGGUUUGGUUGUCGGUGCUCAAUACGUCUUUUUCACACUGAUAUUAGGGUUCAACGUCUGGGUAGACCUGAGGAAGCGGAUUCAGGCGGCAAGGAUAGAGUCGGUGAUGAAAGUUGAAUAGGUUCAUCUCUUGCUCUUGACCUUGUAACAUUACUCGGGUUCAGCAACUUGAAAAGUCUAUAUUUUAUCACCGAGCUGAAUCACGUUUUGUGAUGAUCGGCAGGGGCCUAGA